CGCGGAGGUGUUGGUCGUCGACGAGCCAGUUCUCUUGUAGUCAUCGUUCUCUAUGAGUCCUUUGUCCUUGGCUUGUGGACUCGCACAGGAGUCCUGGCCGAGCCACGUGUACCUUUUCUCGUCGUUGGUGGUGAUUGGUCUAGGCUACUGUGUAUGAUAUCUCACGUGCGGAUUGAAGUUGACUGAUCGCUCCAUCGUCUCUUGGAGAGCGCGUUGACUCGAGUUUCAGCAGUUUGCGACCUGUCGUCCGUCGUUGUUUUGGCAGCGUUGACUCCAGUUGACGCGAGUUCAUCAGUGUGCGAAUAGUGUGAGCGUUGGUCAGUGGCUGUCUGAGCCUGUCUGCUGGACAAGGUUAGCGUUGGCGAGCCAUAAAUUGACACCUUGUGAGUGGUCAAGGGCGAGGUUGCUCAGGGCAAUGGCUGGUCAGGCUGUGUUGGCACCGCGCGGAUUGACACAGAGGUGGAAUAUCUGCAGAUCCGGAACGGGUAUGAACGGUAGUUUGAAGAAGAGAGGAGUGCCCAUGGCGGCCGUCUAUGCUUUUCGCCGUUGGGCCAGGGGUGGAGUCAAUGCUGACACGUGGAGCAUCCGUUCGACGUCCACGUCAUCGAUCGGUUUUGGAAGGCGGGAAAUGCAGCCUUGGAGGAGGCGGUUCUCUCUCGUGCCCUUCCUUGCUCGCCUGUUGGGUUGGAGGGAGUUCAAUGGGGUUCCUGCGCUUGAAGGUAGCCGCCGGCUUCUUCUGGCGGGCAAGAAUUUACCGGGGCAGGAAGCGAAGGACGCUCAUGAAUUGGACUCUGUGACGUCGAUGUUGUCUGCAGAUGAGUCUGUAGAUCAACUGUUGACUUUGACUUCGUUGGUGGGAGGCGGAGCUGUCCGUGACCUUGCUACGGCCAGGUCUUCAGCGCUCGCAUGGCGUGGAGGUGCUGGUUGGGACCGUGGAGCUGGCUCGUGUCGGGAGCUGGGUAUUGUGCCACCUGCCCUUUUGAUUGGGAUCGGUACCCGAUUCUCGGGAUCAUCGACGGGUUCUUCGAGAAUGAUCACUGCGUCUGCGUCUCGGAGAGAGGGUGUUGACCCGGAAGAGACGAGGAGGGAGAGGAGGGACGAUAGGAGGGGUGCAUCGGACGAAGGGUUGACGGAUAAAGUGCGAGAGACCGUGUCGGACGUGAAGGAAAGCCUGAAGGAGAAGGUGGAAGAACUGAAGGAGAAGGUACAAGAAAUGAAGGAAGGGGGAAAUAGUGAAAGGGGAGAAACGAGGGAGGGAGGCAGUUCAGGCGGGAGGUCAUCGGCUCGGGAUCCCUUUGCAUCUGCGACGAAGGGAGGGAGCACGCAGUCCACCGGUGGUAGAACUACUGAGGGGUCAGCUGGGAAGGUAGUGGAGGGAUGGGAGAGGUGGGCAUCCCAAGCCGCCGAAGGAACGACAAGAGGUGAAGCUGGGAACGCACGUAGAACGUCGACGAGCGGCAGGGACAACGAAGGAUCAUCUAGGAGAGACACCGAGGAUAUGGCGGAAUCGCUGAAGGAGAAGAAAGAUGAACUAAAGAGGAGAGUCGAAGAGGCGGAGGACGAGCUUCGUGAUGUCCUGGAUAGCAGAGGUGUGGGAGCGAAAGUGGGUGAUAAGGCGAGGGAGAUGAAGGAGAUCGUGCAGGAAAAGAUAGAGGAUUUGAGCGAAAAGGCAAGGGAGAAGAAGGAAGAGGUGUCGAGUCGGCUGAGGGAGGGGAAGAAUGAAGAGGAGAGCGGAAGGCAGGGAAGAAGCGGAAGAGGGGAGGACGACAGCUACAGCUACGCGACAACACGUGCUAGGAGCGACGAGAGGGGGUAUGACGAAGGAAGGAGGACGUCGACGAGCGGCGCGGGCGUCGUAGAGGGAAUGAAGGACAAAUUGGUGGACGUGGUGCAUGGGGUGAAGGAGAGAGUGAGUGAGUUGGGGGAGAUGGUGAGAGAGAAGUUGGGCGGCCGACCUUCGACAACCUCGAGGGUAGGCGUGGUGGAGAAGAGAGGAGAGGGAGUGGGUGAAAGUGCACGUCGUGAGACUGGCCAGGACGUAAGGAGUGCCGCCGGGAGAGCGCGCGAUGAUGCGGAGUACGAGGCUGGCAGAGCGACAAGAAAAGCAGGAGAUAAGGUGGAGGAUGUGAAGGAGAAGGCGGAGGACGUGAAGGAUCGUACAAAGGAAAGGGCCGAGGAUGCCAAGGAAGGACUGCAGGAGAAAUGGGAGGACGCAAAGGAGAGAGUAUCUGAAAAAACGGAGGAUGCGAAGGACAGAGCCGUUGACGUCAAAGACGAAGCGAAGGAGAGGGCGGAGGCGGCGAAGGAACGAAUGGCUGCGAGAAUGGAGGACUCGAAGCAGAGAGCCUCCAGUGUGACAGAGCAGGUUAAGGACAAAGCGGAGGCAAUCAAGGAUCGAAUCGGCGAGACUCUGCAUGAUACGCGGGAGAAGGUAAGUGAGAAAAUGGAGGACCUGAAGGAGAAGAAGGACGAGAUGACGGAACGGGCUACGGAGACGUACUUGGCGUCGAAGCGGAAGCUUAGGGAUGCGGCAGAUAAGGCCAGCGACCUCAAAGAGGGUGUGAAGGACAAGGUGGAGGCCGCGAAGGAGAAGGCUGUUGAAGUGAAGGACAGAGUUGCCGAGAAGAUGGAGGAUGCCAAGGAAAGCCUCAUGGACGCGAAGGAGAGAGUGCAGGACAAGGCGAGUGAGCUGAAGGAGAGGGUGGCAGGUAAGGCAGAAGACGCCCAGGAGAAGGUAGGAGAGAUGAAGGAUAAAGCCGCUGAUAAAGUGGCUGAUGUGAAGGAGAAGGCAGCGGAGAAGGCGGAGGAUGUGCGGGAAAGAGCGCGCGAAGCGAAGGAUACUGCAGCGGACGGAGUGUACGACGUGAAGGAAAAGACGGAGGAUAAGGCCAGGGAUGUCAGAGACAAGGCGGAGGAUAAGGCCAGGGAGGGCAAGGCGAGAGCUGGCGAGACGAAAGAGAGGAUGUCUGAGAGAGCGAGUGAAGUGGGAGCAGCAGGUUAUAGAGCAGGCGAAGGUACCAGCACGGGACGUGGGACGGACGACGAAGGAUCGUACGAGGCUAAACGGAGGGCCGCGGAGAGGGCAGCAGAACUCAUGGACAGAGCAAUCGAGGAAACCGAAGCAAUGAGGGAGCAGGCUGCGAAUCUGAGGGAGCAGAUUGAGAUGGAGGAAGGGGAGGAGAAAUCGGGAUCGCGCUCACGGAGAGGAGCUAGCGGUUCUUCGUCUGCAGCAAACAAAGGAUCCACGACAGAGAGAUCGUCGAGGAAGGGAAACAAGGGGACUGGGGAGAGCAAACUGUGAAUAACUGUGAAUGUUCCCAUAGUGCGACAGUCUGCGGGGCCGUGCCGGCAGAUGAAUGUAUGCUCAGGACUUGAGUAGGAAUCUCUCCUUGUCUCUGGACGAAUUCGAGGGUACUACUAGAGUUCAAGAGAGAGUUCAAGAGAGAGAGAGAGAGGUGAAAAUGCACACUGAGUUGAAUACGUCUCUCUGAAUUUGUAAAAGCGGUCUGACUACUUGGAUAUGACCGGGAGAGCAUCGUGAGUGGAAUCCACCAUUAUGAAUGGCUGUAAGAUUCUCCCUCGUCUCUGGGAGAGUCCUAGAGAAGGCCAUGAGAGAGUGGAGAAAGAGAGAGAGAGAGAGAGGGGAAAAAAGGUAGGUGAAAACAUACACCGUGAAUUGAAAGAGAGAAGGGAAAAAAGACAAGUGAAAAUAUAUACAAGUGAAUUGAAAAACUGGCUUCUCUCUGAAUUUUUAGAAGCGUUCUUACUACUACUAGUUGGGUAUGACUGAGAGAGGAGAGCAUAGUGAGUGGAUGAUUCCACCGUUAUGAGUAAUUGGAACACUGUACCUGUGAGUCUGUGACUGCGAGAGAAUUGCAGAGCGCGAGAUUGAAGUCGCUAUGAAAGAGUCGAGAGCUCUACGCAUGGGCACACAAAAAUUUUAGUUCUACGUCCACACACACAGAGACCGUAAGACGUGCCUGUACGGCCAUACAAACGUCCACACACACAGACCGUAAGACAUGCCAUACGGCCAUACAAUCCUCUUGAAGAGUUAUUGAAUGGGCGUGGACGUCGGUGAGACAUUCGUAGUGUACGAUAGUAUCAUAACUCCUGAGACAGCUGUGAGGUAAGAGUAUAUUUAGAGUAUAUUCCUGAUAUUGAAAAGUAGCUUUUGAUCGCAUUUGCUUGGGUCCUGGGAAGCAUGUGUUCAUCCGCGGGGUUGAACCUGAUACGUACGAUUUAGGGUGUGUGUGGCACUGUGCUGCCAGUUAAGAUUAGUCUGCGGUUCAAACCUGAAACCCUUUUGUGCACCAAGUCUUGCGAGUGUCCUGAGAUCGUACUCGAGGGUGCGGAUUUCAGUACGUGCAUACACUGUCACCGUGUCACGUGGUAUGGUAAUUUUUGAAGGAAUAACUGCCAGGGGUCUUUGAGACGUACGUACCUAAUGAAAACGGGCCCUGUCCAACCGAAGAAUCAUAUGACAUUGUGUGACUGAUAUUACCUUUUACAGGUUGAUAUUGUGUGGGUUCUUAGCGAAAUGUAUCCCUCCUCCCUUGUAUCUCUCCUCCCCCUUGAUAUCUCACUGUGCCCACCGUGCCGCAUAAUAAUUGCGAAGGAUCGAUAGUUUGGAUGUGAUUUUCGAGUGCGGUUUUGUACUGCGUUGUAACUUGUCACUGCCGCCUUGAAUGGCGCCUUCAGGCGAUAAGGCUGCGGGUGGUGUGAUAUCGAUGAACUGUCAUGGUACUGUUUGGGUAUGUGCAGACUGGAGUGAUGUAGUGCGUUGUUGUCACUGCCGCCCUCAGGCUGCUGGUAGUGUAAUAUCGAUCCAGUGAUCCACUGUCCAUUGUCAUGGGACUGAUGUCUUCUGGUGGAGUUGAUUACGGCGUCAUGACGCGACGCUGGUAGUGUGUAGUCAUUGACCAGGUGUGUAGUACGUAACAGUGGAUGGUUCGUGGUUGCCGUGGUUUGUUUCGGUGUUUUGCGUUUUGGGCGGCCACUUGACCCUGGGAGGGUCGCUUCUGCUUGCUUCUCUUAGGGUAGACCGUAGAGGACCGUAGAGGCUCAAACCUUGAUUUGCGACUUUGUCAGAGAGGGGGAAAGUUUGGCGCUGAAGUGUUCUGGACCACUGAUAACAUCGUGGCUCGAAAGUUGAUGCGAGUGACUUGAGAUUGUUCAUUGCACGAGAAGGGAGUUCGGAGUUCCUGCUUGCAGGAGGGGUUUGAGGAGUCCGGAAGCUGAGAAUACUGUCCACAACUGUAUUGCAAUAAAAGAC
This is a messenger RNA of Chara braunii, 5275 nucleotides long. NCBI's taxonomy places the organism in Eukaryota, Viridiplantae, Streptophyta, Charophyceae, Charales, Characeae. The record is from the annotation of a GenBank genome assembly.